Culicoides brevitarsis is the source of this 2057-nucleotide messenger RNA. RefSeq names its product solute carrier family 15 member 2. The record is from RefSeq and is a predicted model, not a curated record. The transcript is spliced from 4 exons. Gene Ontology annotation, molecular function: dipeptide transmembrane transporter activity. Bases 368 to 2023 code for a protein of 551 amino acids. Gene Ontology annotation, biological process: dipeptide import across plasma membrane. Gene Ontology annotation, cellular component: plasma membrane. NCBI's taxonomy places the organism in Eukaryota, Metazoa, Arthropoda, Insecta, Diptera, Ceratopogonidae.
CAAGUAUUGGAGCAAAAAUUUUACAGGAGAGUGAUAAUGGUUCAUUAUUUACUAUGGAAUAUUUAAUCUUAAUCAACGCGUCUUUUCGUGUCUUGAUUCAUUUGUAGAACAUCUCAGUCGUCGUCAGAUCGUUCUAUGGUUUAGAUCAUUUUUCAUCCUAUUUUUAUUUUAAAAGAAAUCGGCAUUGACAAUAUACAUCGGCAUUGUCAAUAUACGUACAAUGGUUUGAAAAAAAAAAAAUUAAAAAAAAGGUUAUUUAAUUAAAUACCAAAAAUAUAUUACUAUAAAGUUAUUGACUAAAGUUAGACAACAACGACAAUAACGUUCUGACAAAUGCCUCUAAAACGGUUUAGCUAAAGAUCGAAAAAUGCACAAUUUUUACAUCAAAAACACAAAGACUGAUUUUGAAACUCUACCAAUACUUGGAAACGAGAAGCAUCAGAAAAAUUGUGAUUAUGGCUCAACAAAAACAGAAAAACCAACAAAAGACGAUUCCGAUUGUUUCAAAUACCCUAUAGCUGUGAUUUUUGUAUUAGCAUCCAAAUUCUUUGAAGCAUUUGCUGCUAAUGGAGUACGAACAGUUUUGGCGCUUUUUUUACAUGAUUCAAUACAGCUCAGCGAAGACGCAUCAAGCGUCGUUUUACAUUUGUUCAACUUUUUUAGUCAAUUUUGUCCAAUAUUUGGCGCAGUAUUAGCAGAUAGUUAUUUAGGAAAUGCAAAGACAUUAUUUAUUUUCUACAUUCCAUAUGCAAUUGGAUAUGUUGGACUCGUUUUAACUACAGUGCCAUAUUUAGAAGAGAUUAUUUCGACAACGACUCUCGUUUACGUAUCACUCUUGUUAAUAUCUAUUGGAAAUGGUAAUUUACGAGCUUGUAUCACAUCACUUGGAGGACAUCAAUUUAUUCUUCCUGAGCAAAAACCUGAAUUGGACCAAUAUUUUAGUCAUUACUAUUUCGUUUAUACGUUGGGAAUCCUUCUAAGUAAAGUCUUCCCUCCCGAAGUUCGAAGUGUGACAACUUGCUUUCAAGAAGAUGUUUGUUACACAGCAGUGUUUGGCUUGUUGUGCAUCGUCUUUUUUGCCUCAUGGUUUAUUUUCCUUCUGGGAUUAUGUUUCUAUAAAUCUGAGACGCCACAGCAUAAUAACGUUUUAUGUCAAGUAAUCGCGUGUGUUUGGCAUGCAUUAUGGAAUAAAGUAAAGGGCAAAUCAUCAUCAAAUGAAUGGCUUGAUAGUGCUGUUGGAAAAUAUUCUGAUGUGUUUGUCAAUGACGUGCGAUCGUUUCUGAGAGUUACUGUUCUGUUCAUCCCAUUACCAAUCUAUUGGUCACUUCUUGCGCAACAGGAUUCCAGCUGGACCUUUCAAGCAACUCAAAUGAACACAACAAUUGCCGGUUAUUACAUUCAACCAGAUCAAAUUAAAGCAAUCGGACCACUGUUACUUCUGCUCUUGAUACCUUUAUUUGAAAAAGUGAUAAAUCCAUUUUGUCAUCAAUGUCAAAUCUCACCUCUGCACAGCGUUAGUCUCGGAGGGUUUAGUGCCGCAUUUUCGUUCGCUUGUGCCGGAAUUUUGCAAAUUCUUAUUGAAAAAAGUGACUAUACUCUCUCCGUAAUCUGGCAAUUUCCGCAAUUCCUUUUUUUGCAACUUGGUGAAGUUCUUUUAUCCAUUCCGGGAUUACAAUUUGCCUUUACUCAAGCUCCGAGUAGCAUGAAAUCUGUUUUGACAGCAGCUUGGUUCUGUAAUAAUGCUUUUGGAAAUCUCAUUGUCGUCAUUAUGAAAGAAGUGAAGCCAGUACACGAUCAAAGCACCGAGUUUUUCAUGUAUUCAAUUUUGAUGCUUUUGGGCAUUGUUAUAUUUUCGUUUUUAGCACAUUGGUAUGAACAGAGAUGGGAAACACGCUCGAGUGAAGGAAUUAUUGCUUCAGAAGAACAAACAAUCGAAAAGUUUGUAUAUGUCGAAGAAUUAGGACUCGGAAAUUUGGAAGGAAAUAGUUUAGAAAGUUUGAAUAGUAAUUGUAGCAAAUGUUAAGUACUACUUAGAAUUAAAUAAAAACUAAAUUUUC